UUGACAUAAUUGCCAUAGUUCAGCAAGAUCAACUUUUGCAUAUUUGACCACAGACUGAAGGAACCACAGAUCCAACAAUUAUGUCGGAGUUAGGAUUUGGUCCUGGGGACUAUGAGCAUGUAACAAAAAUGGGGAGAGUGGGGCCACGGUUUGGAGACAACAAGCCAAGGACCUCUGUAGGGCCUCAGUUCCGCAGACUACCUUUCCAGACCACAGAGACUCUGGCAGGACCUCGCACAUUAACACCAGUGUCAGCGCCUCACUCCGCUGAUGCUGAUUCCGUCAUUAUCAGGGAUAUUUCUAGACAAAAGAAGGCUGUGUUGAAAGAUGAGCCAAACAGGAAAACAAGUAAAAAAGCUAAGAAGGGAAGGAAAUAUGAACAUAAUGAUGAAAGAGCAGAAAGGAACAAUAAAGAGAAUGAAAUAAAGCAUUUAUCCGUUGACAGACACAGACAAAGACAGCCUUAUAUUGAAAUGAAGUUGGGGCGUAACAUGCGGGCGACACCUAAGGGCAGCAUACCUAUAAAACAUGUUAAUACCCAGUUGGAGGGAGAUGCCAGUGAGCCCUUGCUGGUUAACCAGCCCCACUCCACUAACCCAGUAGUUGACUACUUCACUAACACCCAUCCCGGGCAUCGCCCAAUCUAUGCACGCCCCUACGGGCUCUCGGGCUCCCCUGCCCUACGCUCCAUCAACAGCCCACAGCACCCCUCUCAGGAUUUAAUAGAAACGUUGAACAGAAACCAACGUGUUAAGUCGUCCCGGGACCUUCGAUCACCAGAGAGACAGGAAGAUACAGAGAGAAAACAGGUGGUGAAGGAGGAUGAUGAUGAUGUUGAGGAGCGUCGGAGAGCGUCUCUUGCGCAAGAGCUUGCCCGGGCGCAGCAGAGACAGGACAGACUGGAGGCAGAGGCCCGCAGGCUCCGAGAGGCUGACUCUGGGCUAACGAGUCAAUCAGGAAACCAGCGAGACAGCAGCGAUAUAAUGCAAGAAGUUGAGGCACAGGGCACACAAGACAGUAAACAGUCACAUAAAGACGCUGUUAUCAUAACUACAAAAGCAGAAAUAAACACUCCCCCAGCCAAUGCUUUAAUGUCUCCCCCUCCGCACGAUGUACUGUAUCCCUCGUACAAAAGUCAGGCACCGCAAGUGGAAGCUAAAUCUGACUUUGGCUCCUCUCAGCCUUUCACACCACUGGACUCUGGUGCCUUUAAAAGCACAGGGGACACCUCGACCAGUGCAACAGUGUCUACAGGGAUUGAAGCUAAGGUUGAGGAGGCUGAGAGCAGGGUUUCUGUGGAGAAGUUGUCACUACAGCAACAAGAGACAGUUGAGGAGAUUGAGGAAAUAGAAGAAGAGGUGGAGGGUGGGGGACAAGAAAGCAGUGAUGGCGAGUUUAACUUCUGAUUGAUUCACUUAGUCUUGCAAUUUUCUAGUUAAAUUUGAAAAUGUUAUGUGUUUGAAUCUUCAAUCUUGCACAUGGAUGUGUUUACUGUAAAGAGUCUUAAUGUUAGAUUGUUUAGACCAACUAUAUACUCAUUAUACUGUAUUUGACAGCUUAGCUGAAAAGACAUGACAUUGGAAUUAGAUAUGUAUCUACAGCAGCUGAAUAAUAUUUAAUAUUUCCCCAUCCAUAUUGAAUCAACAAUACAGAAAUUCCUUAUUAGACAACGUAAUGAUAUUAUUUUUUAUUUUGUUAAAACCAUAUUUUUACAUCAUUUAUUUAUUCAUGUAGUUUUUCUGUUUUUGUUUAUAUUAUCUAUGUUUGCAUUGUUAUAAUUGUGAUAAGACCAUUAUUGUUGUCUAUUUUAUUUUCAUACAUAUAAUUUAGUUAUACUCCUAUAAUGUAGGGGUGUUAUUCAAAAUUUUGAAAUAUGGUACUCCUUCAAACUUUCCCCCAAAAAGAUGAAGUUUGAAUGAGUCAUUCAAAUUAUUGUUUAAGUUGUUAAUAUUAAUUUCCACAAGUGUUUAAAAUUUUGAAAUAGAUUUGAAUUGCUUUUUCCCAUUAAAUUGUCAUUAUUUUAAAAUGUCUUGUUAAUGCAUUUUCUGUUAAAUUUUAUUGUUAUUGCGUGUGUCACUAUUUGUAGAACCGAUAUUUUCCAAAUGUAUCGUUCAUCAUUUAAUAUUUUGCAAUGCACUUAGGAGCUAAUGUCUAUUUUGGGAUUUCGUAACUACAGUAACAGUGUGUGCAGUUUUAGAUUCUAAACUUUGAUGUUGGUUGCUGACAGUUUAUGACAAAUUUGAAAACUGUUCAAUAGAAAUGCUAUUGUGCAUUUCUAAAUGGUACUACUAAAUUAUGCUGAAAGUUUCAACACAAAUGGUUCAUCUGUUUUUAAAGAAAUUUGAGUUUUUGUUUGAAACAGAGACAGGAUUUUAUCACUAUGACUCACAAGUACAUUUUAAACAUAGGCUAAGCAAAUGUUCAAAAACAUAAACAAGAUCAAGCAUGUUUAACUCAUUUUAGCCAGUUUUUUCCAGCAUGUUAUAAGAUCAUUAGAUGCAAACUUUUAAAAAUCUACUUGUUAGGUAAGUGCAAUAUUUUUUACAUGUUUGAUUGCAUGUGUUAUCUUUUUGCUAACUGACUGACUUCAUCUACUAAACAUCUAUGAUAAAAGCUGAAAAUAACAUUAAAGGGGAUAGACACCAGAUGAUUCCUAAAUCGGCAAGAAUAGACUAGAAUUGUCUAUACAAGCUAGUAUUAGACCAAUGAAACAUUAUUUGACAUUAAUAUUUUGUCGCUGUCUCAGCUGAGUAAACCCGUUUCAAACUAGCACAUAAUGGUUUCCUAGUUUUUAGUGUGUGAUGCAUGUGAAGGUCAUUUGGUUAGUGCAGAUGCAUAUACCAAUGCUAUUUCUAAAUUUAUUAAGAUUUAUGUGGUGGACAUUCCCUAGUUAAUGUCAAAUUGGAAUAAUACCAAAAAACUGUGAAAGAUACACAUGUCGUAAGCCAUGUGAUACAUCAUUAAGUAAGAUCCAAUGAGUUGUACACAACAAUAUCAAUUUUAUGUUAGUUUUUGACAAUUUUCUACUUUUCUUGCAAUGGUAUCAUCUGGUGUCUAGUCCCUUUAUGGUUAUGUCUUGAAUAUGCUGAAUGUUUGUCAGUAUUGAUGUUAUGUAAUUAUUUCUCUGCUUCUAGUUUAUCAUGGAAAAAUGUUCAACAAAUGAUUUGCCUAUCUUCAAUUGAAGAGAAGGAGUAUGCUAUUUUACAUUGUUGAUCAACAAUACAUCACUGAUAAUUAAAUAGUUUGUGUUUGAAGUUAAUAAUGGCAUUGAUAUGGUGUACAAUAAAGCACUAUACAGCA
Messenger RNA from Mya arenaria, 3300 nucleotides. RefSeq lists its product as uncharacterized. The record is from RefSeq and is a predicted model, not a curated record. The coding region runs from base 81 to 1406 and encodes 441 amino acids. Lineage: Eukaryota; Metazoa; Mollusca; Bivalvia; Myida; Myidae. The transcript is spliced from 10 exons.